Molecule: messenger RNA, 10834 nt
Organism: Amoebophrya sp. A120
Lineage: Eukaryota; Dinophyceae; Syndiniales; Amoebophryaceae
Source: the annotation of a GenBank genome assembly
UCGCCGUAUCGACUCGACCACCUUUAGACAGUUUCAGUUGUUGUAUAUCAAGCAGAAUUACCAGCCUGUAAGUGCAUGAUAUACUGUAAAAUCCAUGAUGUUUUUUCUUCUUGCCGAAGUGAAUGUUUUUUUAUUGAAGUCGAAAAUCCUUCUAGUCCACGCAGAGGUUGCGGUUGUAACCAGCUGCCUGAGAAAAGGUUUUUUCUGAAACUAAGUAACGACGUACUACUAGUAGUCAAAGUCUUCAUUGCCCUGGAUUAUAGAGCCUGCUCGAUCUGCAUCUCUUCAUCAAGACGCAGAGUCUUUCUUUCCGGUGCGCAGCACCAGAGCUCUGCACGAGUGAAGGAUAAAGAAACUCUACAGAAGUCUCCGCCUGGACAUCACAAAGCAUUGUCGUGUCUCCGGUAGCGCAUACCCUCCAGAGGACUUUGCAGCGGCGAGCAACCCUGAAACAGUUUUGGCAGUGCGACGCGGCGACGAUGGCUCCAAUUUAGAAACCGGUCAUGGCUGACGACGAAGUAGGGCUUCCUGAACCGCCUCUGGAGGUGCCGGAAGGUGCAGCUGCGGCUGACGUUGAGGAGCAAGCGUCGCCGCUGUUGAGUCCUGUGUUACCGCACCCGGACUCGGAAGAGGGUCACCACGGCGUGGUGCCAGAAGCAGAUUUGACAGACAAACCGGUAAGAACAGGACUUCUAGUCGUGCAUGUUGAAAGUGAUUUAUGUGAAGCAGACACGGCCGUCGCCAUGGAUGUUGUAGCGCUGUUUCCUCUAGCCUGAGUGAAGAAUCUUAGUGCGUUAAAUUUCAAAGCGUCAAAGUUAGUAGCCAAAGGCACAGCAGACGUAAUAAAAAUGAUCGAAAACAUAAAACAGGUCGAAGACAACACGCUUCAUUACUCGGCUGUUGAAGAGGUUUCCCUGCUCGCCGAUGAAGACGGCGAACAGGAACAGGAUCGGGCCGAGCCGGAAAGUUUUGCGUUUUCCGACGCUGUUUCCGAGGACGAGGACGCGGCUCAACAACAUUUGAGAAGGAACCUCGCGAGCGACGGGAAGACAAACUUAAACGCAACCUCCAACCUCGUCGAUGUCGACGACUCUUUCGAGAUCCGAGGCGUGCUCAGCGGCGCAGUGCCGGCCGGCCCUUUUGAAACCUCCGUCUCGGAUUUCUCGUCCGAUGGUUUCCCGGACUCCGCCAGCGGGGGUGCAGCUCCCAAGCGCAGAAAGCUGCUGCUGGAACACGAGACACCGCACAAUGUGAAUGCCGAGCGGUUUUCCUAUCCUGUUUUCGAUAGGCGCGAGUUGUAUCACGCCGGGAACAACGGGAGUGGUCUUGAAAAUAAGCACCAGAUCUGCAGCUUCGUGAACGAAGACCGCGACGGCGACGAUGCUGACAUUGACGACGACCUUGAGGAUUUCGGUCUCGAUCGCGAAUCUGACCAGGCCCAAUCGUUGCCAUCCAGCGCAAACGCGUCGCGGACCAAGUUGAUCAGCGAUCCCAUCGUGAAAAGCGCCGGACGAGCUGCAUCGUCGUCGUCCAGCAAAGGGACUGCAGAAAAGCCUGGGUGCGGCGCAGAAGGAGUAGGCCAAGAGUUUGCUGCAACUGUUGCGGAGGGAAUCAAACAACCAGCGUUUUCGCCAGUGCCGGCAGGGGCCGACGGUACUUGCUCAUUUUCAUUGUGCGCGAUGAGUUAGAAAAGCUCGAAUAGCUCUCGUAGGGUUGUCUAUCGCUAUGUGAUGUAUGUAUGAAAAAUUGUAACAUGGCGAAAAUAAAUCUUUUCCGCAGCUCAGCUCUUCGUCUACCUUGUAAAUAAAGUUGAAGAUGACAUUUCAAAUAUUCGGACCAGGUGGGCUUUCGCGGCAGCGCUCAGGGGAGCAUGCACGACUUAGCAAGUGCGAACGCGAAAAGGGAAUUGCCAACAACUCCGCACGGAUAUCUGCCGUUUCCCCGAUUUCAUACCGGUCAAAUGCCCCGUCCGCCGCUAGCCGUGGCAGCAGUAUUUUGAUGACAGUUCUCUGUUUUGUAAAUUGUAUAUGCAUCAUGUAUGAGCAUGAUGUACCUAACUUGUCGUUUUCCUGAGAGUGAAGAGUGGAACCUUUCCUCAGUUCACGCACAGCUUUGUGUUUGUGAUGUUCAACACUUUCACCACAGAUCUUGCUGACCAAGAGAUUCUGAACUCCAUCGGGGGUAGAAGUGGAGCCGACUACGUCGCCAGAGAAUCGCGCAGCGGCGAGGUCGAAGUCGGUGGGUCUGGACCGUCGCGCUCCUCCAAGCGCGCCCGGUCGGUGGAUCAGGAGUUUGCACUGGAUACGCAUAACCACAAGCAAUUCAAAAGCGGCGACAGUGGCAAUCCUGCAGCAACGGCUGAAAACGAACAGGAGCAAGACCUAGACAAAACGAAGUAUGGCGCCACCGACAGCGACGGGCACGAGGGAGAGAAAAAGCCCGCCCCUGCAGCUACAUCAUCUGCGUCCACUGCACCCGCUGCCGUUGUCGAAAACGCCGUGGCAAACCUAAACGCGUCCUCCGUCGACGACUAUGAGACGCCCCUGUUCGGGCCAGACCCCAAUGAUAUGUACGGCUUCGCGUUGGCGCCGAAAGCCAAGUCGAAAAUCGGACGGCAGUCUUCGAAAGCCGCGCUCGAGAGGUCCGGCCUGGCGGAUUACCCCGGCGUUAGUGCAGGUGGUGACGCUCAAGAAAUGGCAGACAUCACGCCGAGCUCCAUGGCCAUGUUGAAAGAGCAGCUGAAGAGCGUUGCGGAGACCGGCCGUGUCGUUAGUCCCGAGAAAGUACUUGCGGAAAAACAAGCGAAAUCCAAGAACAGUUCCGCUGAAAGUGAGCCAGGCCCGCGUGGGCCCGCCUCACCAGCGAAAACCGGUAUCCGACCUUCAUCGAAGGUCGCGGCAGCACCGCAGGCGGUCGUCGCGCAACCGCAACAAGAGGAGUUACAUUCGCUACCGCGCCAGCGAUCGUCCAAAAGCCUCACGGGCCGGCUCAUACAACCACCAAGUGUAGUGGUCAACACUGCGAAGAAGGAAGAUCAUGGUACCGCUGAAGGUGAUGUGGAGAUCCCUUCCGCGGAAGUUGAACAGGAUCAAGAGCUUGCCGUGCAGGAAACCAAAAGGACUUCUGAGAUAAAAGUCCGUGCAAACUUGAUGGUGAUGCCUGCACUGAAGGGAAAGGGCAAAAGCAAAGAUGACGCGCCAGCACCGCACGACCAAGAAGCUGCACAAAAGGGCUUGGAUUUUUCGCAUCCACAGCCUGCGUCUUCGUCUUCGGCCAGCAGCAAGAGUGCCUACAGCCAUCUCCCAACCUCCACGCAUGCCCAUUUCCGGGCAAAGCGCAAGUCCGCACACCAAUCGCAGCUACAGCAGUUGCAACAGCAACUGCCACAAAAUCUUCGGGAGGAAAUUUACGACGACUGCACCGCAUUGACGCAUUUGGACGAGCUGUCCAUUCUCGAGAAUUUACGGAAGCGGUACGCGCAAUUCCAGAUCUACACCUCCGCGGCGAAAGUCUUGCUCGCGGUGAAUCCUUUGACAAAGGGGAAGGAGAUCGACGCGCUGUACUCGGACGAGCGGAAAUGCUUGUACCAGGACAACGACACGCGGCUGAAACAGCCCCCCCACCCCUACGGGGUCGCGGACGCGGCCUACCGCCAGAUGCUGCACGAAGGCCAGUCCCAGGUGCUCAUCAUCUCCGGGGUGUCGGGUGCGGGCAAAACGGAGACUGCGAAGAUCGCAAUGGGGUAGAUACUUUAAAUUGUGUUUCAAUCGCUAAGUUAGUAGAAAACCAUUGCCCUGGCACAUCGUCAUCUUCUCCUUUUUGAUCGUGGUCUAAAUUCCUGCUCCCUGUUGUGGAAAGCAGUUUUUUUAUUUUGCUCGCAAUAAAAAUUUCGAAUCUUUUCUUCAUACUAACUUCAGGUACCUGGCCUACCGUUCCCGGUCGCACGAGAUGGAGGCUCUGCAGCUUGCGCAGAAGAUGCUCGAUGUAAAUCCGGUCCUGGAAGCUUUCGGAAACGCUGCUACGGUACGGAACUGCAAUUCGUCGCGAUUCGGCAAGUACAACGCACUCCUCUUCAACGUCGUCGGCCAUUUGCAGUCCGCCGAAAUCCGCGCGUUUCUUCUGGAAUCCUCUCGCGUCACUAGUUACGGCCAGGGCGAGCGGUCGUACCACGCUUUUUACGAGCUCCUCGCCGCUUGCGACGAAGAAUUUCUUGCGGACCAUGGGCUGUACCCGACGACGAAAUCUUACCGCCUGGCGAAGGAGGAAGACAUCGGCCGUGGCGCCCCCCACGGCGUGUUCAAGCGCGACGACGCUGCGAACUUCUUGUCCUUGCAAACGGGGCUGCAAAACGUCUUUCCGUCGGAAAAGGGCGGAGUAGAGCCCAUUUUCAAACUGCUCUGCGGUCUCAUCCAUCUGGCGGAGAUUGACAUUGUGAACGUGGAGCAAAACCUCGCCUCUGAUGCGCUCCGGUUAGACAAUGAGGCGAGUGUCGAGGCGGCUGCGACGAUUCUCGGUAUGGUGUCUGUUGCUCUUGAAUUCUGUUCAUGAUCAUGAGUUGAUCUUGAUGUUGAACACUUUUCAUCAUUUUCUCUUUUUACAACAGGUCGCUGGCCAUUUUUUCAAAUUCGGCUGACUUUUUUUUUCGCGUCAAUCACCUGCGCCCGCUACCUGCUGGUCGUUAGCCGUGAAAACAAGGAUUUUUCUUUUUUUUCAUGCGUUUUGCAUUUUUCACACGGACUCCUGGAGCGUCGAAAACUGUGACUGUGUUUGUGUAAAAAAUGCUCGUUGAUCCCAACAUGAAAAUAAAACGCUCAGGACUCAGUGUGGACAAGCUGACAGAGGUUUUGACCACGAAGUGGGUGGUGAUUGCGGGUCGCGACUCGUACCAGGUCGCUCGCACCCAGCCCCAAGCCAUCGGGCUGCUGCACAGUUUGAGCAAGUUUCUCUACCGCAAGCUUUUCGACUACGUGGUGACGAACGUGAAUGCUUCCCUCCACGGGAAAGACCAUUCCACCAAGCGGAACAACUCUCCGAAUUUGUCCGCGAGUUUGUCACCGAACGACAUCAACCCGGAUCUUGGCAUCGGUACUAGCAACCUCCCGCCCCACCAGCAGACCAUCGGAAUCCUCGACAUCUACGGUUUCGAACAACUCGAAGCGAACUCGUUCGAGCAGUUGUGCAUCAACUUAGCGAACGAGCAUCUGCAGCAGUUUUUCAUUGACAAUGUGCUCCUCGGGGAGCAGGAGCUCUACAGCCGCGAAGGGCUGAAGUGGACCAGCAUCGACGUGCCGCAGUGCGGUCCCUGCGUCAGCGCGAUCGCGGAUUGCUUCCGCAUGCUGGACGACGCGUGCUUCCGCGUGGGGCGCAUGUCGCAAAAGGAGGUCACGGCCGCGACCUACACGCAGAACGUGCACGUGCACUUCAAGACCGGCGAGCGCGCCCGGCAGCACGGCAUCGUGAAGGAGCCGAAACGCGGUCGGGGGGUCACCGAAGUAGACAGCAUCCUGAAGUCGGAGGGAUUCGUGAUCACCCAUUUCGCCGGUGACAUCACGUACCACACGGCCGGGUGGCUGGAGAAAAACAACUCCCGGUUGGACGCGGAGCUGGAGAAAGUGGUCGCACUCUCGAGCAACUCUCUCGUGUCCAAAUUUGUGCUCGAAGAGUCGGACAAAUUCCAGGCCUCGCCGCGGAAUCUGCUGGCGGACGGCAGCAACUUGAAUCGCGAGCAAAUCGACGUGAUUGGGCGCGCCAAUCGCAAGGGCGCCAACGCGACGCUGGCCACGUUUGACUCCGUGAGCCGCAAGUACCUGGGCGACUUGCAGGCGUUGAUCACGACCCUGCAGGAAGCGAACCUCCACUACAUCCGCUGCUUCUGCCCGAACGCGGUGCAGGAACCGCACUUUUUCGACAAACCCGUGGUCCUGAACCAGAUGCGCGAGUCCGGGACGUUUCAGCUCGUCGACAUCAUGCACCGCGGGUACCCGCACCGGUGCGACUACAAAAUGCUGGCCGCGAAGUUCCAGUCCACGAUCAAACUGCCGGACGAGUUAUCAAAUGUAAAAAUGUCUGGGUCUGGAAGAUUGCCAGGUGCAGGUUUGUCAUGCACAUUUUGCAUGACUCCUGAUGUCUGUGAUGCAUGCCCUAGCAUCACAGAUUUUGUAACGGCUUCCUGAUGCCUAUACCGCAUGACAAAUGCUCUUUCCGUGUAGCAAAACUUGGACUCUCUUUGCUGCUCAUGCAGUACAGAUUUUUUUAGAGUCCAAAAUCUGCAUGACAAGUUGGACUCUUCCAGACCCAGACACUUUUACAGUUGACACGAGUAUGAGGCCUACGACGCCAGAACGUUCAUCGACCUGUUGAUGCUGGUCCUGGAAGUCCCGAAGUGCGACUACGUGAUGGGCAUCUCGAAAUUGUUCCUCAAAUCGGGGAAGCUCGCGAUUCUGCAGAAAUUGUUGGCCGACAACGCGAGUCUGCAGGUGUCCGCCGACCUCCGCCGGUUCUUCACGAAGAAGAAGCUGAAACGCUGCUUGCUCGCUGUCCGGUUCGCCGUCUUUUUGAAAACAUUCAUCAAGAAGUGUCGCCGCGAAAACCUCGAAAAGGGGAUGGUCAGUGCGGCGCGCACCUUCGUGCGGUUGGUGCGGUGGCGCAGGCGUGCGCAGCGCCGCCUGAAAUCCGAGAGCAACGUGACGACCCUGGUACGCGGGAUUCGCCUGCAGAUCGAGUUGCGGAAGUGGCUGCAGCGACUCCUCAGGCGGGUGCGGUUGUGGAAAGCUGUUUUGCGAUUUGCCCUGUUGAAGCCGAGGAUGGCCGCGGUCGUCGACCGCUUUCGACAGCGUAAAAUAGCCCUCCGCGAACACCGUUACCGCCGGUGGCUGCAGGGAUCUCUGCUGUUCGCGCACGUCAAGAAAUACGUCCGGAGAAGAGUCGCACAAAUGCGAAUCCGCAAGCAGCAGCUGCGGCAAAAUGUUGCCCUUCUCUGCGGAGUCCUGAAAGCAAAGAUAGCUUUUUCGAGAGCUCUGUCGGGGAUCCGCAAGGCGCGCAAGGAACUGGCCGAGCAAUUUCUCCACUUGUUCUUCCGCCGUGCCUUGUUGGUCUCGAAGUUCAAACAGUACGUUGCAGGACUCAGGGCCCGUAUCGCAGAGAAGCAUGAACGAGCAUCAAAAGCAAAGCGGAGUGAGGAGCUGUUGUGCGCAUUCUGGCGCAUCAGUCUGCUAAAACUCUUCCUGCGCCGCCGUUCCAAUACCAGACGGCUCAUCAAGCAAGCAGCGGAAACGCGCCGCGCGGAGAUCGCGAAGCAAAACGUUUCUGCCUUUGCCCGUCACGCGCUGCUCACCGUUGCGCUGAAACGAUUGCUGCAAACUGCCAGAGUGUCCCAACAGCAGCGUCGAGUGAAGAGGACAAGGGAGUUGGUGGAGUCCUUCGCGCGGGGGACUCUGAUGUUCGUCCACGUCCGGAAAUUUUUCCGCGCCGCCGUCGCCGAAAGGCGCGCCAUUCGAAGAGUCCGGGCGCAAAGAUACUGGGACUUCUUUCUCCGCUCGGUGCUGUUCCGGGUGUGUCUGCGCCUGCACAUCCGCGACUGGCGCUUCAACAGGGCGCUGAAGCUCGAGCAGGAGAAGAGGCGACAAAAGAAACUCCGGGUCGAGGCGCUGCUGCAAAGUCUGGCCCGCGGUUGCCUGCUUGCCGUGCACCUGCGCAGCUUCGUGAAUGCUCGGAGACUGGGCGCUAGGCGGAUCUUCGAGUUUUUGAAGGAGAGUGGGAAAUCGAGGGAGAACAAAAAAGAGGCAUUGUUGUCCCUGGUCGAUGCGCAUCGGAGGAAACGAAAAUUCGCUCGCGUUAAUAACGUCGGUUCCAGUUUUCCACCUUCGCUCCCUCGCGUCGACGACAUCUUCUGCAAGAUCAUGCACUUGCGCAGACUGCAGCUUCGCUGGCGCGCCUACAGAACCGCCAGAAAGCGGGACGAGAAGGACAAGCGCAUUCAGCAUUUUUGGCGCAAAUUCGUGCAAGGAGCCCUGCUGGUGCUGCACAGCAAGAGAUACAUUCGCAGGAGGAGGUACAAACGGGACCUUACGAGGUCCUUCGCGCGGGCUGUUUUUUUCUCGAUCCGGCUGCGACGCUGGAUCCGCAGCAUGAAAGAAACGUUUUUUCUUCGCCGCGUCGAAGACCAUGUUGCGCGCGUGCACACCCGAACGAAAUUUUUGCAAAUUGUCACCGGUCUGGUGUUGUUCAAGCGGGCAGUCAAGGCCUGGGUGCGCAAGCGACGCGCACGGCGCAGUGGAUCGACUUCCCUCAAAACCCCCGCGCCUGAGUCCCCGCUGCUGCAGAAGUUUGUUGCCGCAACGCGCCUGUUCCGCCUGCUCCGAAGGUGGAUCAAGGCCUCUCGGCAAAUUACGCAGCAAUCUUUGCUGGUGGUUGCGAGGUCGUGCCAAUCGGAAGCAGUAGUAGUAGAGCCGGCCAUUAAAGAUGAUAGCCUGAUGAAGGACAACAAGAAACCAGACCGCGCGAGCUCCCUUCGGGUGAGCAGCACGGUAUCCACCUUUAUCAGCGGAAAUUCAGCUGCUACCUCUUCUUCCUCUACCGCUCUUCUGCCGUCGACCGAGUCCGCAAUUGUUAGUGUCGGAGGACCCGCCGAGGAUGAACGUGUGAUAGACCACCAGAGCGGUGGUGAGUUGGUGCUCGCAAACAGCGCUGUGAAUACGAACAGCGAUGGCACCGUCGUGACCAUGACAGCGGCGAGUUUUUCCCAGCUGGUAAAUCGCAUUGGUUCCUUGGAACAGCAAGUCAAGUCCUUCAACGACCAUAUGGCGUUCUCAACUGUGACAUUCUCAACUCUUACAUGAAUUUGUGAUGCAAGAGUGGCAAAAGUCAAAACAAACCAGGGAGGUUGCACCUGUAGCAUUACAAAUUCUGCACAGAUUUAGGUACUGUUUAGCCUUUCAAAAAUUUGCCAUGCGAAGUAGCUUCACCUUGUGGAUGUUGAUGUAUAUUUUGCAUGGCAAAUCUAUCAUGUAACAGUUGAGAAUGUAACGUGUGAGAGUCCCAUAGACCAGCGCGAGCGCAUGGAAUCACUCGAGCGCGAGGUGGCGAAAGUUCCGACCUUGGAGCGACAGGUGAAGUCGCUCGGUAGCGAGGUGCGACGCACGAAUUCCCGGCCUGCGGUGUUGCGCGACAGCAAAAGCGUCGGCGAACAGAGCUUACGGGCCGCUCCUGGGACAGCGGGACCACGCUCAGAUCGAGGAGAUGAUCAUGUCUCAGCCGUUGCGCAACCUGGUAGUUCCAAGGGAGCUGCGUCGAGCUCAAGUUCCAAGCGGCCCGACCAAGCACAGCAACAACCGCAUUCCAGUAGUUGUAGCGGAAGAAUUUUGGUGGACCUCCAUGGCAAGAACCUUGUUCAUCGCGACCAGCGUGGCUCUACGUCCGUCGCAUCGCGUUCGCGGGACGCCCCGAUCUUUACCGGUGGACGCGAGAACCACGUAAACACGUCGCGGUCGCGGUCGCGCAGUAAGCCUCUCACAGGUGCACGGCUGUCCGACCACCAACCCGGCGACAGUAAGAACCUGAACGGCAACAUCAACCCCGCACGCAUGUCGGUGAUACGGCCGAGCCCCUACGGUGGUGGGGGCCCAAAUCACCUCGUGACACCUAUGUCGGCCGCAUCCUCCAUCAAGAAUCGCGCGCUGUUGCAACACAGCAAAGACAAUGACAAAGACCACGACAUCCUGAAUCUCGGCCGUUCGUCCUCCUUGCGAAUCGACCCGACGGGGUCGCUGAGCGGCGCUGCCAGGAGCAGUGGCGCCCUGCAUCAGAUAUGCGAGGACGACGACGCCAGCAUGCAGCAGAGGCAAAAGUCGUUUUCCUCGGCGCUGCCCCGCGCGUCCUGUCGAAGCCGGUCACGAAGCAAAAGCGGAUCCCUGUUCGGGGCCGCGAAUCAGCGCGGACCUAGUGUUGGCGAGGGUGAACAAGAUCAUGCCGUCGAAAACAAGGAAAACGUCGAGCAAGUGGGCAAGUCACUGCGAAAGAAGAGUCAUCCCCUGCAAGAUUUGCACAUCGACAUGUCUGAGGGGGUGCAGCAGAUUCUGCACAGCAGCAGUACCAAGAACGCAGAUACAGAACGAGGUGCGCAGGCGGCACUGCGGAACGGCUCGUCGCCGAAAAAUGACUCUACAGCAUCUGAUGUUGUUGCCAAAGGCUCGGAACGAAAACCAAAAGAUACAAGCAGGUAACAAGGUUUUCCUGAGUGGUAUUGAUAUUGUAACACUCUUGGCAGUGUAGAAUUAGGGGAGGCUUGUUGAAGCGAUUUCCAUUAUUUUGUGAUAUCUUUCUUCGAUAUGAUCUUAUUUCUACUCAACACACAAACAGAUCCUCCUCCGCCGCACCGAACUCGAAUAAGAUGAGGCUGGGUCACGACAGUGCCAGCAAGCGCAUUACGGAUAACCUUCGGACCGGAUUUGGGAAGAAAGAUCCGGCCUCGCCCCCAAUGGUGUCGCCCGAUGCGUUCCAGAAGCCUCCCCGUCCGGAGCCGUCGAGUUUCAACUACAACAGUGCCCUGAACAAGCUCAACGAUGUUGGUGGCGGCAACACAAAUGGCGCGUCCAGUUCCAGUUCAUCUUCCAAUGCGAUUACCCCCUUUGUCUUCCCGCAAGACUUGUCAAGUUUCGAAGACCGAGUGAACUCUAUCGCGAACUACGAGGAGGAAGAUGGCGUACUAGUGCACGAAGAGACGCAUUACAUACGUGGGGAUUCGUUCGGUACCGUGUCGCUGCGUGACCACGUCCUGCAACAGCAGCAGCGCCGGGAAAACAUGCAGCGUGGGAAGGGAAACGGCGGGAGUAAAUAG